CUGGAUCCUGGUGGUCAUGUGAUUUUGAUCAGCCUAGCUAGCUAACUGAUAGAAGUCAACGUUUCAUUCUGUAGUAGGUACAUUUGUCGACUUUGCACAAUAAGCGUUAGACUAUAAUUUAUAAUAAUGCUGUUGGUGUUAUCUGAUGAACAUAAGGAGCACCUGGGGUUUCUGCCAGAGGUGGACUCUGCGGGUAAAUAUGACUGUUAGCAUGACAGCUAGCUAGCUAGCAAACGUUACCAGCUGUCAUUAGACUAACUAAAUCAACGCUAGAUUCAUUAGUGUGUUCAAGUUAUUAAACCAGCGAAUACAGUGCGACAUUAUAUAUGAGUCUUGAUACAACAUAGAUUCAUAGAUUGUCCUGUCUUUUGUCAAGAUGUUAUUCUAGCUAGCUACUUCUGGCUACCAGUGCCUGUCCAGAAACAACCAUACCCCUUGAAUGGAUCUGAAAUGACUGAUGGGUAUAGCAAUAUGGCGAAAAUUUCACUUAGACUAUCAGAGGGCAAGGGAGUGCUCAUAUAUAUCCCUAGGCGGGAUAGGUGCUAUGGUACCCCAUUCAUAGACGCUAACUGUGUUAGAGUCUAUUGACUAUAAUAUCUUCUGACCAGGGCCGACUCUUGCUCCAAAUAUUAACACGCCUCGCUUGUGGUACGGCUUUGGAAACGUAAGGAACGUAUCUUUCAUAUCAGCGAGAAAUAAUUUUCUAAAAACAUUACUACACACCUUUUUAUAGGGUUAGGGCUCCCCCACGUCCAUAUUUCCAUGUUACAGACCGAGUGGAUGACCUGUGCUAAUUAGCUAUCUGCGUCUCCGAACACCUGCGUGUUAACGGAAGAUGGACGUCACAAACGUGUUGUCACUGAAAAAUACACUGACUUUAUAUUUUUAUGUGAUAUGAAAGUUAAGGAGUCUAUGUUUCUAGAACCGUACCGCAAUUGAGAAUCGAUUCACGUUUAGACGGAGUAUUUGGCUGUUUUGGCUUCCACAGGUCCUUGGACAAUAAGGAGUAACGUUAGGCUCUUUUAGUCCAGUGUUGGGCUAGUGCUAGGGUAGCCUGGGCAGCCACUAGUGGGCUUUAUGGAUCUUGACUUUAAAGCCCACUAGCGGCUGCCCAGGCAAGGGUUAUCUCUGGACAGGAGUCACAGGACCAUUGCCACUAGUUUGAAAGCUAACAUUCCUUGUUUUUCUUCAUCAGUGGUUGGUGAAUUUGGACGAAUAGCGGUCGAGUUCCUGCGAAAGGGAACAAACCCUAAGAUCUAUGAGGGGGCUGCCAGUAAGUAUCAGUUUCCAAGCUUGCAUAAUUCUUCCUACAAAACAUUUUAUCAAUGCAAAGCUGUCAUUCCAUUUUAUUGUCCGAUACGUUUUUUACGUGGUAGACUUGUAGCUAACUAGUUUCCCUUCCUCACUGUGUCCUUCAGGGAAGCUGAGUGUUGACGCAGAGACCGUACAGCAUGGCGUGGAGGGGAUCAUGUACCUGCUCACCGAGAGCUCCAAACUCAUGGUGAGUGGGUACAUGGAGCCUGUACCCUUCAACAGGAAAAUAGUUAGGCGCAAAAUGAUUUAUUUACAAUUAUAAACCGGGUUCGAGCCCGGAAUGCUGAUUUGACUGAAAGCCGUGUUAUAUCAGAUUGUAUACCAUGGGUAUGGCAAACUUUUUACUGUUCUAACAGAUGGCACACUCACUGACUUUACUCUCUCUACCUAGCACGCUCAUUUUGAGGCCGCUUUCGGAAGAGUCCGGGAAAAAAAACCGGUCCUUUUUGAGUUUGGAAUGAACUGCCACGUUAAGCCUGUCCUCUGCCCUGUGUAUGUGUUUUUAGAUCUCUGAGGUGGACUUUCAGGACUCAGUGCUGGUGCUGGGCUUCACCGAGGAGCUGAACCAGCUGCUGCUGCAGCUCUACCUGGACCACAGGAAGGAGAUCCGACACAUCCUCAGUGAACUCACCCCCUCACUGCCACACUACCACAACCUGGAGUGGAGGCUGGAUGUGCUGGUACUGUGUUGUCCGUUUAUUGGUCUGUCUGUCUGUCUGCCUGCCUGUCUCUCUCUCUGUCUGCCUGUCUCUCUGUCUGCCUGCCUGUCUCUCGGUCUGCCUGCCUGUUUCUCUGUCUGCCUGCCUGUCUUCUGUCUGCCUGCCUGUCUCUCUGUCUGCCUGUCUCUCUGUCUGCCUGCCUGUCUCUCUGUCUGCCUGCCUGUCUCUUUGUGUGUGUGCAGGGUUGCUAUGUCUGCGGUUUCCCUGCCAAAUUGGGCUACUUUGACAACGAUGUCGCGGGUGAAAAUGUAUUGGGUAUUUGUCCUACUUCUAAGUUGCACCGCUCUAUCACAAUUGCUGAUCAGUUGUUAGAGCGCAUUAGAUUGACGGUAACGGUUCACAUUGUUUUUUGAAGUUCGUUCAAGUGUUUCUUGCACAGAGAUUUGGAGGUCCUCUGUCCAACUUUCAUCACUCAAACUCCUGUUAGAUUUAUCUAUAGUUAGGCGCAAAAGGAUAUAUUUACAAUUAUAAACCGGGUUCGAGCCCGGAAUGCUGAUUUGACAGAAAGCCGUGUUUAUAUCAGAUUGUAUACCAUGGGUAUGGCAAACUUUUUACUGUUCUAAUUACGUUGGUAACUAGUUUUAUAAUAGCAAUAAGGCACCUUGGGGGUUUGUGGUAUAUGGCCAAUAUACCAAGGCUAACAGCUGUAUCCAAGUAUUCUUGCGACAUAUUCAAAUUCCUUUAUUACGUCACCUAGCUCGCAAAUAAUUAUUAUUUUGACGAAAACCAAAUGUUGCUUCUAAAGUCAUUACAAGUUACGUCGAUAUUCCUUCCUACUUGGCCCGAUAACGUCAUGGGGAAAAGGGUUUCUUGGAUAAAUGUGGCGAUUCCUCUCUGGCUAGUUAAACCUGGCAACCCUGUGUGUGUGUAUGUGAGUAGAGUCUUUCUGUGUCUCUCUCUUUGAUGGUACAUCAAUUCAGUUUGUUAAAAAAAAUAAUCCCCUCUCCCAUCUCUCUCCACUAGCUGGCCAGUCGUGCCCUCCGACAGCAGAUGAAGCCUACAGUGAGUAUGAAGCUGCACCUGGGGGAGAGUGGAGGUGAGAAGAGUGUUAAGGUGCUACAGACUGACCCUGCCACCCUGAUGCACCUCAUCCAGGAGCUGGAGAAAGCCCUGGCUGAGCUCAAGACCACCCAUUGCCGCAGGAUCCUGCGCAACAUCAAAUAG
Molecule: messenger RNA, 3197 nt
Organism: Coregonus sp. 'balchen'
Lineage: Eukaryota; Metazoa; Chordata; Actinopteri; Salmoniformes; Salmonidae
Source: the annotation of a GenBank genome assembly